AUGAAAAGUCCGUCACGGCUUGGUGGCCUUUGCACAGGCGACGGGCAGAUGAGGGCUCGCAGUGGCAGUUGCACCAGCCGAGAUGCGGCCGAAUGCAGCGGCGGCGACAGUGACGGGGACAACGGCAAGGAUGUGGGCGCCGCUGCCACCACUGCCGCCUGUUCGCCCACCUGCAAACAGGCCUCGCUGGCUUCCUUUGGCCAGCAACACACUGAAGAUGGUGCAACAGCAACCGCAGCUGCAGAAACGAUUAAUAGCUGCUGCGGUAACCACAACACCGACACGACGGCAGCCUGGCCUGUUCUCAGUAGCGGCGGCGACGAGACAGAGGUGGCAACUGUCACCGUGAUGGUGCCAACGAUGUUCACCACCGCCGGGGGGCGUUGCAUUUGUGUGCGUGAGAAGCGACGCAUCGCCUGCGAGUCACCGUACUGGCGUCUGUUGUUUGGGUGCCCUCUGCAGGAGGGGGUUGCUGUGUCUUCCCACACUGACGGGGAGGCAAGACUGAAGAGGCAGAAGGUGAGGGGUGACGCGGACGACGCGGAGCGGCAGCAACGCGGCCUGCUGCCGGCGUGGCAACGGCACCCACGUGAGGCAAACACACCAUUUGUGCCAUCACUUACCACA
This is a messenger RNA of Trypanosoma rangeli, 627 nucleotides long. RefSeq lists its product as uncharacterized. The annotation marks the transcript as partial. The record is from RefSeq and is a predicted model, not a curated record. Lineage: Eukaryota; Euglenozoa; Kinetoplastea; Trypanosomatida; Trypanosomatidae. The transcript has a single exon.